Molecule: messenger RNA, 1262 nt
Organism: Drosophila eugracilis
Lineage: Eukaryota; Metazoa; Arthropoda; Insecta; Diptera; Drosophilidae
Exons: 4
Coding region: 116-823 (235 amino acids)
Source: RefSeq, a predicted model, not a curated record
CUAUCAAAUAAUAAAUGACAUUUAACAAGUUUUCAAUCGAAAAUCAAAGCUAAUCGUCAAUAGAGUUGAGCAGGACAUACGCCCAGCAUAAAAAACUGACUUUAAAAAACUCAAUAUGGAAAAAAUUGAAGAAAUGCCGUUAACAAGCAAGGGCAUUACGAAGCCCCAGGAAGGUAGCGACGACAAGGAAACUACUGAAACUUCUUCGGGGACUACUGCUAGUAACUCUUUUUCUGGACCACACAAUAUGGAGCUCAUUGACGAAAAGCCGUCGACAAGCAAGGGCAUUACGAAGCCCCAGGAAGGUAGCGACGACAAGGAAACUACUGAAACUUCUUCGGGGACUACUGCUAGUAACUCUUCUUCUGGACCACACAAUAUGGAGCUCAUUGACGAAAAGCCGUCAACAAGCAAGGGUAUUAAGAAACGCAAGAAAGACAGCCACGAAAAAAAAAAUAAGAGAAAAAAAAAUAAAAAAACUUCUUCAGGGAAUAAAGUUCGUAAAUCAACGUCCAGAGCCUCACGGAAAAAGCUGCCGUCCAAGUUUACUUUUGCCGACUUCACUUUGGUUUUCGGCAGUGACGAUGAAGAGCCCUAUGUGGAUCCCGACGUUGACUUGGGGCCAGGUUCAUCAAAGACUGCCAAGAAGCAAAGUCAGGGAACAGAGCCCAACGUAGAACAGCAACCGAAAGUACGCAAGGAGGUGGAAAAACCAUCGGUCGAAGACGAUUCACUGGCACUACAACCAGAUCCCUUAAAUGCUGGCCGUAGUCCAAAUAUAUCUGAUUCCCCAGAUAACCAGCAACAAGAACCACAAGACUGAAGCCUCCCUCAACCAGCUGCAUUCAAAUCCCACAUCUUGUGGGUCCUAUCCCCAUUAUAAUACUUCUCCAAUUUCGUAAACAAAAGAUGAAAAGAUAAUUAUCAAAUCUCCUUUCUCUAUGCUUCGUCAAAGUCCCAGGAAAAAAAAUUAGAGAGGCGAAGCAAAACGAAGAUCUCUGAUGCAAACUCUUUCUCCCGACUGCGUUGUAAAAUGAGAGAGGGGAGCAAAACUUAUGUACUGUGGAUCACAUCAAUAAUCUUUUUUAAUUACGUGAAUAAAAAAAACUUUGAAAAAAGCUUCUAAAUACCAUUUUUAAGUUUGUCUGUUUUGUUAGUUUUAUAUAUUUUAUUUGAGCUUAAGAUAAAACAUCCAAAAAUUAUCGUGGACCACUGUAGAUCCGUUGUCAUAAUUGUCACAAAUCAGAGUUACACGCAUUUCU